Priapulus caudatus is the source of this 967-nucleotide messenger RNA. Its product is annotated as histone H2B 1-like. Gene Ontology annotation, molecular function: structural constituent of chromatin; protein heterodimerization activity; DNA binding. Bases 62 to 415 code for a protein of 117 amino acids. Gene Ontology annotation, cellular component: nucleosome. The transcript has a single exon. Gene Ontology annotation, biological process: nucleosome assembly. Lineage: Eukaryota; Metazoa; Priapulida; Priapulimorpha; Priapulimorphida; Priapulidae. The record is from RefSeq and is a predicted model, not a curated record.
CGAGCGUCUACCGCUCUUACACAUUCACUGACUGAUUUUGAUACAACACGUAUCGUACACCAUGCCGCCAAAGCCAAGUGGAAAAGCCGUGAAGAAGGCCGGGAAGGCUCAGAAGAGGCCUACCGAUGGCAAGAAGAGGAGGAAGAAGAGAAAGGAGAGCUACAGCAUCUACAUCUACAAGGUGCUGAAGCAGGUUCACCCAGACACCGGCAUCUCUAGCAAGGCGAUGGGCAUCAUGAACAGCUUCGUCAACGACAUCUUCGAGCGUAUCGCCGGCGAGUCUUCUCGUCUGGCGCACUACAACAAGCGCUCAACUAUCUCGAGCAGGGAGAUCCAGACUGCUGUCCGUCUCAUCCUUCCGGGAGAGCUGGCCAAGCACGCAGUAUCUGAGGGCACCAAGGCUGUCACAAAGUAACUACUCCAAGUAGAGUCAACCGCCGUACCAGUUAACCAACCGGCCCUUUUCAGGGCCACCAUUUCUUCCCAGAAUUGAUUACUACAUUUGCAAACCUGCUCCCAUUAUAAAUGGUAUUACGAUAAUAAACCCGAUGACCGCCAACCAAUCCAAUGGCUGCGUCUAUACCUGCAUUCUGUUAUUGUAUUUAUAUCAUUGUAUUGGUAUUAUCAUACAAGUACAAAGUUAUUAUCAUUUAAGUACGCAUCGUCUGCUACUUCUGAGAUUGCCUUAAUCCAUUAAACUUGUGGUUUAGAUUCAAAGGGUUCCCGUCACUCACACUGAACAUGAAUUUUGUAUUUCGUAUAUCUCUCACUGCGCUUAUUCUUAUACCUCUCUCUGUCGGAUAUAUCACUACGAUUUUUAGAUAUUUUGUUUCAUGAUGGAGAGAGAACGUAAUUCUAUAUCCAUAACACUCCGUAAUAUCAUUGCUGACAUUUCUCUUAUAUUUAGUAUUACAUAUUGGCAAUGUCUCGCCAAAAACAGUUCUAUUAAAUGAUAUUUUGCAUUCUA